Dipodomys ordii (Ord's kangaroo rat) is the source of this 750-nucleotide messenger RNA. RefSeq names its product spindlin family, member 4 (gene Spin4). The coding region runs from base 1 to 750 and encodes 249 amino acids. Lineage: Eukaryota; Metazoa; Chordata; Mammalia; Rodentia; Heteromyidae. Gene Ontology annotation, biological process: regulation of DNA-templated transcription; gamete generation. Gene Ontology annotation, cellular component: cytosol; nucleoplasm. The transcript has a single exon. The record is from RefSeq and is a predicted model, not a curated record.
AUGUCUCCUCCGACUGUGCCUCCAACCGGUGUGGAUGGUGUGUCUGCAUACCUGAUGAAGAAAAGGCACACUCACAGAAAGCAGCGGCGCAAGCCCACUUUCCUCACUCGUAGGAACAUCGUGGGCUGUCGCAUUCAACACGGCUGGAAAGAAGGCAAUGAGCCAGUGGAGCAGUGGAAGGGCACUGUGCUGGAGCAGGUUUCCGUGAAGCCCACUCUGUACAUUAUUAAAUACGAUGGCAAAGACAGUGUGUAUGGACUGGAACUGCAUCGUGACAAGAGAGUUUUAGCGCUUGAAAUUCUCCCUGAGAGAGUGCCAUCUCCUCGCAUAGAUUCGCGCCUAGCUGAUUCCCUGAUUGGGAAGGCAGUGGAGCAUGUGUUUGAAGGCGAGCACGGUACGAAAGAUGAAUGGAAGGGCAUGGUACUAGCGCGAGCCCCAGUGAUGGAUACUUGGUUUUACAUCACCUACGAGAAAGAUCCGGUUCUUUAUAUGUACACCCUGCUGGAUGACUACAAAGACGGAGACCUGCGCAUCAUUCCAGACUCCAACUACUACUUCCCUACAGCAGAACAGGAACCAGGAGAAGUGGUCGACAGUCUCGUGGGCAAGCAGGUUGAACACGCCAAAGAUGAUGGAUCCAAGAGAACUGGCAUUUUCAUCCACCAAGUAGUGGCCAAACCGUCUGUCUACUUCAUCAAGUUUGAUGAUGAUAUUCACAUUUACGUUUAUGGUUUGGUGAAAACCCCGUAA